This is a messenger RNA of Colossoma macropomum (tambaqui), 2380 nucleotides long. RefSeq names its product heat shock protein 90, alpha (cytosolic), class B member 1 (gene hsp90ab1). The record is from RefSeq and is a predicted model, not a curated record. Gene Ontology annotation, molecular function: ATP hydrolysis activity; disordered domain specific binding; ATP-dependent protein folding chaperone. Lineage: Eukaryota; Metazoa; Chordata; Actinopteri; Characiformes; Serrasalmidae. Gene Ontology annotation, cellular component: protein-containing complex; perinuclear region of cytoplasm; cytosol. Gene Ontology annotation, biological process: cellular response to heat; protein folding; protein stabilization. The transcript has 12 exons. Bases 108 to 2288 code for a protein of 726 amino acids.
UUCGAAGGCUGUAUAAAAUCUGGCUGCCGCGACGCAGCAUCACUUGUUGGAGAAGAUCAGAAGGUUUUGGCCGCAUUUUUCACGUUAAAUCAACGAAACAAACCAAGAUGCCUGAAGAAAUGCGCCAAGAGGAGGAGGCUGAGACCUUUGCCUUCCAGGCAGAGAUCGCCCAGCUGAUGUCCCUAAUCAUCAACACCUUCUAUUCCAACAAAGAGAUCUUCCUCAGGGAGCUUAUUUCCAACGCUUCCGAUGCUCUUGACAAAAUCAGAUAUGAAAGUCUGACUGAUCCAUCUAAACUAGACAGUGGAAAAGACCUGAAGAUCGAUAUCAUCCCCAACAAGCAUGAGCGCACCCUGACCCUCGUGGACACUGGAAUCGGCAUGACCAAGGCAGAUCUCAUCAAUAACCUUGGUACCAUUGCAAAGUCAGGGACCAAGGCCUUCAUGGAGGCACUUCAGGCUGGUGCAGAUAUCUCCAUGAUUGGGCAGUUUGGUGUGGGUUUCUACUCUGCCUACCUGGUGGCUGAGAAAGUGGUGGUGAUUACCAAACACAAUGAUGAUGAGCAGUAUGCCUGGGAGUCCUCUGCUGGUGGCUCUUUCACUGUCAAAGUUGACCAUGGUGAGCCCAUUGGUCGUGGAACCAAAGUAAUCCUUCACCUCAAGGAAGAUCAGACUGAAUACAUUGAGGAAAAACGAGUAAAGGAGGUGGUCAAGAAGCACUCUCAAUUCAUUGGGUACCCAAUCACCCUCUUUGUGGAGAAGGAGCGAGACAAGGAGAUCAGUGAUGAUGAGGCUGAGGAGGAAAAGGCAGAGAAGGAAGAGAAGGAAGAGAAAGAGGAGGGAGAGGACAAGCCCAAGAUUGAGGAUGUUGGUUCAGAUGACGAGGAAGACUCCAAAGAUAAGGACAAGAAGAAAAAGAAGAAAAUCAAGGAGAAGUACAUUGACCAGGAGGAGCUGAACAAGACCAAGCCAAUCUGGACCCGGAAUCCUGAUGACAUCACCAACGAGGAGUAUGGAGAGUUUUACAAGAGCCUGACCAACGACUGGGAGGACCACCUUGCAGUAAAGCACUUCUCUGUUGAGGGUCAGCUGGAGUUCCGUGCCCUCCUCUUCAUCCCCCGCCGUGCUCCCUUUGACCUUUUUGAGAACAAGAAAAAGAAGAAUAACAUCAAGCUCUAUGUGAGGAGGGUCUUCAUCAUGGACAGCUGUGAAGAGCUCAUCCCAGAGUACCUGAACUUCAUCCGUGGUGUUGUGGACUCUGAGGAUCUUCCUCUAAACAUCUCCAGAGAGAUGCUGCAGCAGAGCAAGAUCCUGAAGGUGAUCCGCAAGAACAUCGUCAAAAAGUGCCUGGAGCUGUUUGCUGAGCUGGCUGAGGACAAGGACAACUACAAGAAGUUCUAUGAAGCAUUCUCCAAGAACCUCAAACUUGGCAUCCAUGAGGACGCUCAGAACCGCAAGAAGCUGUCAGAGCUGCUGCGCUAUCACAGCUCCCAGUCAGGAGACGAGAUGACCUCCCUUUCGGAGUACGUCAGCCGCAUGAAGGAAAACCAGAAGUCCAUCUACUACAUCACGGGUGAGAGCAAAGACCAGGUGGCCAACUCUGCCUUUGUGGAGCGUGUGCGUAAGCGUGGCUUUGAGGUGCUGUACAUGACAGAGCCCAUUGAUGAGUACUGUGUCCAGCAGCUGAAGGAAUUUGAUGGCAAGACACUUGUCUCAGUCACCAAGGAAGGCCUGGAGCUGCCCGAAGAUGAGGAGGAGAAAAAGAAGAUGGAGGAGGACAAGGCAAAGUUUGAAAACCUCUGCAAGCUGAUGAAGGAGAUUCUGGACAAGAAGGUUGAGAAGGUUACUGUCUCCAACAGACUGGUGUCCUCACCCUGCUGCAUUGUGACCAGCACAUAUGGCUGGACAGCCAACAUGGAGAGGAUCAUGAAGGCACAGGCUUUGAGGGACAACUCUACCAUGGGCUACAUGAUGGCCAAGAAGCACCUGGAGAUCAACCCUGACCAUCCCAUCAUGGAGACCCUGAGGCAGAAGGCUGAAGCUGACAAGAAUGACAAAGCAGUGAAGGAUCUUGUGAUCCUGCUGUUCGAGACAGCUCUGCUGUCCUCCGGAUUCUCUCUGGAUGAUCCUCAGACGCACUCCAACCGCAUCUACAGGAUGAUUAAGCUGGGUCUCGGUAUUGAUGAUGAUGACAUUCCAACAGAGGAGCCCAGCUCAGCCCCUGCUCCAGAGGAGAUCCCACCACUAGAGGGCGAUGAUGAUGCCUCUCGCAUGGAGGAAGUGGACUAAACCCCACCUCAGACACCUUUAGCCUCACUUUUGUAAUGCUAUUCACCUUUGCCCCACUCAAGGGCAAACUGUUCAGAGCCCAUAAUGGUUUU